CAGUAGGAGAGAGUGGGUAAAUUGAGCAAUUUUUUACAUUCAGCAUCACUUCAUCAUGGGAACUAUUGUAUUAUUUCUAACAAAGAUAUCUACAUAUAUUUGUGGAUGUUGUGUAUCCAUGGAAAUAAUCAGAAUUCAUGGCCAUUUCCUAGAAACCAGGGUGGCUCAGUUUAGCCAUUUAGCUCAACCUACCCCAUACUCCCCUGCAGCAUCCUAAAACUCAUAAAGCCGGCUCUUCCAGAAUUAAUGCGUAUGAAAAGCAAGACAUCUUAGAUUGUGUUUAAAAUAUUGAGGGACUGUUAAUCAGUGGGGUGUUAAAAAAACAUGUGGUUCGAAUGCCUUUGCCCACCACAUGCGUAAAUCGAAUUGUCAAUUCCAAAUGUCCUUAGCGCAAAAGUCCGAGUGUGCGUUUAAAAGCAAGCAGGUGUAGCCCGUGCCAUGUCUGGUCUGUGGUGCACAUCCUGCCCCUAGCGGUAUUUCUCUGAAAGUCCGUUUCACCUCGACUUUAUCUCUGACAUGUUGCCAUGGCAACUGUAAAGCGUGUGAUUACAAAAACAAGUUGCUUGACCCAUCGUCAGCGAGAAGCGGAGGUUCUUCAUUCGACAUCUACGGCGCCAUCUUAUUGCUUUGAGUGAGGUAGACCGAGACAAAUAGACAAGGUUGUCAUCAUCACUGGUAAUUAUGAGCGGAGCUAAAGCUCGCAUUGACCCGCCUGUUGCUGCUGAGAAUGUCUCGAUCACCGGGCACAGUUCCGCGGCUGCUGCGCGGGAGCGCAAGCCAGGUGGAGGGGUUCUGAAGAGACUCAAGUCUCUGCAAAGCCAGGUGGAUAGUAGGCCGGUCACAGAAGAUGAUCUUCGAACACAAGUUGGCCACAUCACCCCUGAAGAGGUCCUACGAUUGCCGGUUGCUACUCGGGGGUACCUGUGUAAACCAGAGGACAACAUCUUCGACAUAGAUUUUAUCCGCUUUAAAAUCAGAGACUUGGAGACAGGGACUGUGUUGUUUGAAAUUGCCAAACCACCUCAUACGGAGGAAGAUGAGGAGAAUGGAGAGGGAGACAUGAGUGCCGGGCGUUUUGUAUGCUACCAGUUCACCACUGCAUUCCUACGACUGAGGACUGUGGGAGCCACAGUGGAGUUUACGGUUGGUGACCGCCCUCUGAACAGCUUCAGGAUGAUUGAAAGGCACUACUUCAGGGAUCACCUCCUGAAGAGCUUUGACUUUGACUUCGGCUUCUGUAUCCCCAACAGCCGCAACACCUGCGAACACAUCUACGAGUUCCCUCAGCUGUCUGAGAGCUUGGUUCAUCAGAUGGUGGAGCAUCCCUACGAGACGAAGUCGGACAGCUUCUACUUCGUAGACAACAGACUGGUCAUGCACAACAAGGCAGACUACUCUUAUAACGGGGGCAGGCGUUGAGUGUCUUAUGUGCCUGUGUGUGUGCGUGUGUGUAUGUUUGUGUGUGUGCUGUGCCAAAGCGUUUACUCACACAAACAGACUCUCACCCAAGUGUUGAGUACUGUAAGUUAAACAAACUCUAUUGUCAUGGCAUAGCUGUAUGGGCUAGCAUGGAAAAGUUUAAGAACAGCAGGACAGAUCCACAUUAGGGCCAUAUAGACUACUGGCAGUGGUAUGGCAACAUUCUGCCAUAUAGACUCCUGGCAGUGGUAUGGCAACAUUCUGCCAUAUAGACUACUGGCAGUGGCAUGGCAACAUUCUGCCAUAUAGACUACUGGCAGUGGUAUGUCAACAUUCUGCCAUAUAGACUACUGGCAGUGGUAUGGCAACAUUCUGCCAUAUAGACUACUGGCAGUGGUAUGGCAACAUUCUGCCAUAUAGACUACUGGCAGUGGUAUGGCAACAUUCUGCCAUAUAGACUACUGGCAGUAGUAUGGCAACAUUCUGCCAUAUAGACUACUGGCAGUGGUAUGGCAACAUUCUGCCAUAUAGACUACUGGCAGUAGUAUGGCAACAUUCUGCCAUAUAGUGCUUUGUCUUUCUCCCACCAAAAAUGAAAUGUGUCUCAGCUAACCAAGUGAUUUAUGUUAGUGUGUAAAAGGACAGUUAAUGUACUGUCAUACUCAUGAAGAACCAGACAAUGCCCACAUACAUACAGACAGGCAGACUGACAGGCAGAUAGGCAGACAGACGUAGAAACAAUCUCCCUCGCUCCCUCCUUCCCUCUCCCUCUCUCUCUAUUUCUCUCUCUGUCGUUAGCUGCUGUGCCCACCCACCACUCUAGAUGUAUUAAUAAGAGAGGAAGGGGGAAGACACACACAAACCCACUCACACACACACUCACUGUCAAACACACAUGCCAGCUCACUCACAUACAGUGCCUAGUGAAAGUCUACACACCACUUGCUUGUCCCCGGCAGGGACUGGUGAGUUUGCCAGGAUCAAAAUAAAUAUGAAACAAGCAAAUUCAAGGUAAAAAGUUAGAGGAAAACCUGCCUCAGUCUUCUGAAUACCCUGGUGUCAUGACUGUCUGAUAGAGUUUAUUUUACAGCGAGACAAUUACACCAAUGUUAAUGCCAAAGACACACCAGAAUGGCUUUCAAAGUGGUGUUGAGUGUUUCCGAAUGGUCCAGUCUCAGUCCUGACUUAAAUCUGCUUGAAAAUCAGAGACAAUGUUUGAAUAUUUCUGUCCAUCAAUGAUUCCCUACCAAAUGUACUGAGCUUGAGCAAUUUUGACAAAAACAAUGGAUAUAUGUUGCCCUAAGAGUUGUGCAUAGUUGGUAGAAUCUUAUUCAAAAUUAUUUACAGCUGUAAUUGCUGCCAAAGUUGCUUCCACCAAAUAUUAACUAUGGGGUAUGAAGACAUCUUAAUUUUUAAUUUAAAAAACAAGCUCUAUACUAUUUCUUUCACUUUGAAAAUGUGGAGCUUGUUGUGUAUAUCAGUAGGAAAUAAAAACUAAAUGUAAUCUCUUUUUGAAAUAUUUAAUUUGAAGGCAGAAAAUGUGACAACUGUGCAAGGGGUGUAUAGAUUUUCACUAGGCACUGAACUUUCACCACACCCCCUCCCAGAGAGACCUACUGUAGCAUGUCACCUGAAUGUACUUGCAUUCAAAUUCAACUUUAUUUAUAGUGCAUCUAAACAUGCAGGUCCAAUAACAUACUUCACAAACAAGUUGAUCAGAGGAAGGACUCUUAUGUUUACAGUCAAAUCGGAUUCAGAACGAAAUUAUCUAAAGCAGUAACAGACAGGUAUUGCAACUAAAACAUUUCUGUACAUAAUUUAUCCUUUAUUUUUGGUGUCCUUCAGUGAUUUGACAGGAACUUAUAAAUAGAACGUAGUAUUAUAUUUUUAUUUAUAUAAACUGAAAAGACAGCCCUGGUCAGAAAAUUGUCAACAAUUAUAUAUGCGGUCAUAUAGGAUACAGUUCUUUACACAACUCUUGAUUGUAUUAAUAUGGCAGGUUCACACUUUUUAUUACCAUGUUUUAUCAUGUUAUAAAGUAAAAAGUUGUAGUGUUUUUGAUUGUUUCCUCAAGAAACGCCAAAACUGCAUGAGGCAUCAAAAUGUGUGAAAUAUAUGUGGAGUUUAGGGAAAUUGGUGAUAGAUCUUUGUUAGAGAUAGCUAGAAAUCAAAUAGUGUAUCCUUUUGUGUUUUGUAAACUACUGGUGUCCAGGGUUAAGUGAAUACUUGUAUAAAAAAAUGUAUCCAAAAUAAACAUGUGAAUUUUCAAAUGCCUUUGAUGAGGUGCAAAAGUAUGUUUCAGCAAUGUCAUUCAUUCAUUCAACCUGUUGAGAAGUUACUUUAAAGGAGAGUGAGCGCCGCCCUUCCGGGUUUCCUAAGAAGGAAACAGUGUCAGGUGUUGGCCACGAGGGGGAGUUAUGUGACAAAUAAUCAAGAGAGAGGAACCUGUCCUGUUUUGGUGAAGAAUCUACUACAACAACAACAACUAAAUGACAAAUGAUCAAUCUGUUGAAUGAUUAAUGAUUCAAAACCAUUGAUUCUUGAAGAAUAUAAUUUGAAAUGCCUAAUGAGCUUACUAAUGAGUCUUAUCCUCAGUGGUGUAAAGUAACUAAGUAAAAAUCAUUUGAAGUACUUCCAAAAGGAAAAUGCCACAUUUGUUUCAUUAGUACCUUGUUUGAUAUAGUCCCAAAUGUUUUGCAUGUCAGCAAGCAAGUUUUCAAGAUAUAUCACUUUCAAAGUACAGAAAUAUAGCUGGUAUGAUGCAUUUAUCAUAUCAUGCAAAACGUAGUGUCAUGUGAUGCAAAAUUAAUCAUACUGGUUGUAUUUCUGUAUUUUGAAAGUUAUAUAUCUUGAUAACCUGAUUGCUGACAUAUAAACUGACUAUAUAAACAAUGGACUAAUGAAAGAAAUACCAAAAUAUUGUUUUUGGGUGGAGUUUUCCUUGUAGUUUUUUUAGGGGUAUCUGUACUUUAUUAUUUAUAUUUUUGACACAUUUUACUUUUACUCCACUACAUUAGUAAAGAAAAUAUGUGCUUUUUACUCCCAUACAAUUUCCUUGACCCAAAGUACUCGUUACAUUUCGAAUGCUCAGGCAGUACAGCAAUUAUGUAAAUGAUGUCUGAGUUUUGGAGUGUGUCCCUGGCUAUUUGUAAAUAAAUAAAAAAACAAGAAAAUUGUG
This is a messenger RNA of Oncorhynchus nerka (sockeye salmon), 4597 nucleotides long. Its product is annotated as protein unc-119 homolog B-like. The record is from RefSeq and is a predicted model, not a curated record. Gene Ontology annotation, molecular function: lipid binding. Gene Ontology annotation, biological process: cilium assembly; nervous system development; lipoprotein transport. The transcript has 5 exons. Gene Ontology annotation, cellular component: cilium. Lineage: Eukaryota; Metazoa; Chordata; Actinopteri; Salmoniformes; Salmonidae. Bases 682 to 1419 code for a protein of 245 amino acids.